AUGAAUUUGAAGGAGGACGAAAGUGGAGAAGAAAAGGGAGAAAUCAAGAAUGACAAUUAUACGAUUAAUGAACCUACAUUGAAACAUCAUUGUCACCCCAAAUCCAGAGUUUACAUUAGGGUUCACUCGAGAGUGAACUCUAAUGUAAACUCUGGAUUUGGGGUGACAGAUAUAUUCCAAACUAAAUUGUCAAAUCAAAAACAAACUUGUGGGGCGUUCCCCAACCCUUUCCUGGAUUACGAGGCCGCCGCUGAGAGGCAGGCCGAAGAACCGCCAUGUUCUCGCACCCCGCUCUCCCCCGAGGAGCUUGGCCUCCCUUUCCACAGCGAUGGGAAGAUUAUUAAUAACUUCACAAGACGGAUCCAGACCAAAAUUAAAGAUCUUCUACAGCAAAUGGAAGAAGGGCUGAAGACAGCUGAUCCACAUGAUUGCUCUGCUUAUACUGGUUGGACAGGCAUAGCCCUUCUGUACCUGCAGUUAUACCGGGUUACAUGUGACCAGUCCUAUUUGCUUCGAUCCCUGGAUUAUGUAAAGAGAACACUUCGGAAUCUGAGUGGCCGAAGGGUCACUUUCCUCUGUGGAGAUGCUGGGCCCCUGGCCGUCGGAGCUGUUGUGUAUCAUAAACUCAAAAGUGACUGUGAGUCCCAGGAAUGCAUCACAAAACUUUUGCAACUCCAGAGAACCAUCGUCUGUCGAGAUUCAGACCUUCCUGAUGAGCUGCUUUAUGGACGGGCAGGUUAUCUGUAUGCCUUACUCUACGUGAACACGGAGAUAGGUCCAGGCGCUGUGUGUGAGUCAGCUAUCAAAGAGGUAGUCAGUGCCAUCAUUGAAUCUAGCAAAGCUUUGUCCAGGGAAGAGAAGAAGAUGGAGCGCUGUCCCCUGUUGUAUCAGUGGCACAAGAAGCAGUAUGUUGGAGCAGCCCAUGGAAUGGCCGGGAUCUACUACAUGUUAAUGCAGCCAGCAGCAAAAGUGGACCAGGAAACCUUGACAGAAAUGGUGAAGCCUAGUAUUGACUAUAUGCGCCACAAGAGGUUCCGGUCUGGGAAUUACCCAUCCUCACUGAGCAACGAGACGGACCGCCUGGUGCACUGGUGCCACGGGGCCCCCGGCGUCAUCCACACGCUCAUGCAGGCGCACAAGGUUUUUAAGGAGGAGAAGUACCUGAAGGACGCAGUGGAGUGCAGCGACGUGAUCUGGCAGCGAGGCCUGCUGCGGAAGGGCUAUGGGAUCUGCCACGGGACCGCUGGGAACGGCUACUCCUUCCUUUCGCUUUACCACAUCACGCAGGAUAAAAAGUACCUCUACCGAGCUUGCAAGUUUGCCGAGUGGUGUCUAGAUUAUGGAGCACAUGGCUGCCGAAUUCCUGACAGACCCUAUUCUCUGUUUGGAGGCGUGGCUGGCACUGUUCACUUCCUCUCCGACAUCCUGGCCCCAGAGGCAUCACGGUUUCCAGCAUUUGAACUCAGCUCUUCACAGAGGGAUACAAAGGUUCAAAAAGACUACUAACAGACCUGACUGGACCCGAAGCCACCAGGUUGCUUAGCCCCUGACACAGAACCAACUGGGAAUCCUGAAAGCGGGGGAAGAAGCAGCAGCAGGCCUCGUCCUAGACGCCCGUGUCGGAGUGUGAUGACCGGCCGCCCCAGCAGCAUUGUGCGACCGCGCCCCUCGCUGGCGCACAGUGUGAACCCUCCACGUCCAGUUCUCCGUCGUGUGUGCAUGUCUCUUGGUGUUUGCUGUCUGUAGGUGUAGGUUGUUGUAAACAGAAGCCCUUCCCUGUCCAUGAGCCCGAGCUGGCUGUGCAUGAGGGCGCACGGCACCCACCUCUCUGUACAUACUGUUUAAAGUGAGGCGUUUUCUGUCUUGACAAACAAGGAAAUAGGCAGGUGGUGUCUCUUACGUAACAAAAUUCUCCACAGUGAUGUCCCGGUGGUCAAACUUUCAGCAUUUUCUGUGUGUGCCUUGUGGAUGAGCGUGAGAGAAAGACCACUCCAAAAUGAAAACAGUGAAACACAUUUGCUGAAGUACGGGGUGGACCCUGUCCACCAGAGUCGAAUGUCCCCUGUUUGUGUGCGGUGCCCUCAGUGUUUAUAAGAAGCCAGAGGGGGCACGUUCCAGCACUGUCCCCUGCUGGGGUUCCCUUUCUCAGGCUUGCUGUGUGAAGUUCUAGCCCCUCCUCACAGCCCACGGCAGCCUGUGCGCUGAGGAGCAGACCCGUGACACCAGGGCCAUUCGGGGGAGCCUUUUCAUGGCCACGCUGUAAAUCAAGUAGCAGCGACUGAGGGCUGCAAGCCUCGGUUCAGUGUAUGUUAUUAAAGCAGGCUGCACCGCAGUUUUAUCAGCAUUAUGACGUAGUGCUGUAAGUUCAGUGGAUACAAUUCCAGAUACAUUAUUCCCAUGUUCCUCCACUUAAACUUUUUUCACAACUUGGUGAGUUAUCAAAGUACAAAUUUGGGAUGAAUAUAGUCCUUCUUUUUGUCUGUUAUUCAGGUGAUAGAAAUCUCGCAUUUGAUGAAAUGUAUUAAGCA
Molecule: messenger RNA, 2528 nt
Organism: Cervus elaphus (red deer)
Lineage: Eukaryota; Metazoa; Chordata; Mammalia; Artiodactyla; Cervidae
Product: lanC-like protein 2
Exons: 2
Coding region: 1-1506 (501 amino acids)
Biological process (GO): carbohydrate metabolic process; peptide modification
Cellular component (GO): plasma membrane
Source: RefSeq, a predicted model, not a curated record